UCAGUUCGACCCAGCGUGGUCAUUACGAUUGCAGUCUUCGGGCGUGCAGGUUGUGCAUCCGGUUCGCUCGGUUCCUAUCUGCCGUCCGUCGUUCACCGUCGUUCACCCUUUCCAGCAUCACCCCAGGUCCGGUGGGGUGAAGGAUACGAUUGUUGGUCCGUGCUAAAGUGAAGGAUCGCAAACGUAAGGUACAGAAACGAAAGAAAAGUUGCUCGUGUAAUCAUCGGAAACCGUGUGUAAGAAGAAGUGUCUCAACUCGACUUGUGGUUGUCCAUGCCGUGGGUGGUGGAUGCUGUGUGAGUGAUAAGUGGCGAUUCGUCAGCAGAAUCAGUUAGUGCCAAAUCGAACAAAGUGUCACCAGAAGACAAAUACAAAAUAGAAUUCAAAAUGAAGCGUGAUCGGAUCUGGUGGGGAUGGAGAACUCCUCUGCUGCUGUUAACACUGUUCGGUACGCUGCUCCAUCAGACAGGCGGCCAGGACGUGAAUGUAUCCGUGGCAGCAACGGAAGCAACGGAUCAGAGCAUCAACUUUUCGUUCGAUCGGUUAAUACUGCUCGAGGAAAAGCUAACCGUGUUCGACAUCAAACGCAUCGCCAAUGGAUGGAGUACGUUACGGUCCCGGCUCAGUGGACGGUGCGGCGAUCAGAUGACGCAGUAUCUGCAGGGUCUGCAGACGGAGAAGCUGUGGGCGUUAAAGAUGGAUGACUCGUCGGGCAAAUAUACGAAAGGAUUCUUCUGGGGUAAUAACUACUGGACGGGCUCGAUGGAUCAGUGCUCGUACAUCUAUCAGAACGAUAGUGGGGCUGAUCCUGCACCAAAGAAGAAGGGCCGUAAUACGGACAUUACCUACAUCAAUGGGAACUUCCUCGGUUCGUCUGAAUUGGAGCAUCAAAAUCCACCCUUUGUGCCUGGGUUUUAUAUGGCAAAAAUUCUAAUCAACGGUACCGAAUCAUUCAAUGCGAUUCGAACAGUCGUUGUGGGACUUUGCCUACCGAGUGGUUGCAGCAUUGCCGAUGUAGAAACACUGCUUAAGUUGGACAUAAGCCGACGACACGUUGAGCAGGAACUGGUUGGCGUACGUUCUCCUACACUGAACAACUUUUCACUCUGGGAUGACUUCACCUUCCGGAUCUUAUUCAUCUUUUCGGUGAUCGUGGUCAUCCUGCUGAUCAGUGGUACCGGUUACGAUCUUGUUCUACGGCGUCGCUACAAAGCCAAGAUGCGCAUCAAGAGCUACUGCAAGGAGCUGACCGGCGACAUGACGAACGGGUUGGGCUGCACGACAUACGAUCUGACGCACCGCGAGCCAGAAGAGAACGGCAAAGGUAACUGCACCGUAAUCCGGGUACCGACGAGCGUUAACAAUAACAACUCCGAUGAGAACCUUGCCGUGGAGUUGACCGCAACGGAGGAAACCAAGUUGAGUUUGUGGGCUGAACUGCUGCUAUCCUUCUCGGUGGUGACCAACUUCAAGGCGAUUUGUGACAAGAAUGUCGGUAACGAUACCAUCCCUUCGAUCCAUGGACUUCGGGCCAUUUCAAUGGCGUGGGUUAUUCUGGGCCACACAAUGAUCGUCGUAUUCAAAUACUCCGACAACAUGGAACUGCGCAAGGUGGUGGAGAAGGAGUUCCUGUUCCAAAUCGUACUGAAUGGCGCUUACAGUGUAGAUACGUUCUUCUUCAUCAGUGGAUUCCUCGUAUCGUUCAUCUAUUUCCGCACAAAUGCUAAAGGCAAGCUGGAGAAAUUGACCAAAGGUGUGAGUGAGUUUACGGCCGGCACGUUCCACUUCUUCGGUCUCGUUGGUUAUCGUUUUGUCAGAUUAACUGCCCCAUACCUGUACGUACUCGGAGUAGUGGAAGUAGUGAUGCGCUAUCUGGAACAGAACUCCGUCUUUGAGCCACCGACUCAGGAUCACGUCAAUUGUCCAAAGUAUUGGUGGCGUAACAUUCUGUACAUCAACACACUCUUCCCAGUGGAGCAGAUGUGUAUGCUUUGGAGUUGGUACUUGGCAGAUGACACACAGUUCUACAUCAUCGGUGCGUUGAUUCUGAUUAUUGCCGUGCGGCACUUCAAAUUUGCCGCUACCAUGAUGUCCGUGUUUAUGGUAUCGGCUUGGGCAACUACGGCCUAUAUUGCCUUCUCCAACAAUCACAUGCCCGAUGCGGAUGAUCCAUUCGCAUUGUUUGAUAAGAUCUACGACAAACCCUGGACGCGCCUGGGACCGUAUCUGGUGGGCAUGAGCGUCGGAUGGAUUCUGUUUAAGACGAACUGCAAAAUCAAGAUGUCUUUGUUGACAGUAAUCUCCGGUUGGGUGACAUCCACCAUGAUGAUGCUGUAUCUGCUGUUCGGUUUGUACAAUACGACGCUCACACAAACGGCCGCAGCAGCGUACAGUUCACUCAGCCAUACCGGUUGGGCCAUUGGAUGUGGAUGGGUCAUCGUAGCCUGUUCGUCGGGCUAUGGUGGAUGGGUUAACAAGCUGUUGUCCACUCCGAUUCUGUAUCCGUUCUCCCGCGUCACGUACUGCGCCUAUCUGGUACAUCCAAUUAUCAACCGAAUAUUCGCCCUAGAGUCUGAUUCGCCGAUUCACAUGACUCCCAAUGCGUUGACCACCGUUUACCUGGGACAAGUGGUGUCAUCGUACGUGCUUGCAUUUAUCAUCUCGCUGUCAUUCGAAGCGCCCGUCGUAACGAUGCUUAAAAUACUCUCACCGAACCGAAAGAAACGUAUCUAAAUGCAUGUGACGCUUCGAAAAAAAAACAACCAAAACCCCGAAAGCCCCUCAUCGUUGGCCGCGUCCUAGACCUAAUGCUUUGGAUUUACCCGAUCUGACGGCAGCGCAGCGUGGCGAGGCGUGUGUAUAUUGACCGCAAAACGAAACGCUUAUCAGUGUAUUUUCUUUCGCUUAUAUGUGUGAGCAUUUGUGUGUUUAGUGUGUGCACGGAAAGGCUGAGCUUCCGGAUGUCCACCAUUCCGCCGAUUCGAAAAAGCGGCUUAUUCGAUUGUGGUGAUGCUGCGUGCCCGACUGUUGGUUUAGUGAGGACACACAGUACGUUUACUACAUUACAUUACUAGCAAGGGUGAUUUCUGUUUCGUGUGCCCCUGGCCGGCAUGCUUCACAAUAGGAUUAGAUGGAUAAGUUUACUAUAGAUACCGUAUGAAAACUGUGCUCAGUAAGUGUUUUGUUGCAGUAACCUAGACUGAUCGUGAUCGAUAGCGAUGUGUAUAAUGUAAAUAUAUUUUGGGUGUGAAAACAUAUUUAACAAAAAAAAAAACAAUCAUUGUGAU
Anopheles funestus (African malaria mosquito) is the source of this 3287-nucleotide messenger RNA. RefSeq names its product nose resistant to fluoxetine protein 6. Bases 388 to 2733 code for a protein of 781 amino acids. The record is from RefSeq and is a predicted model, not a curated record. NCBI's taxonomy places the organism in Eukaryota, Metazoa, Arthropoda, Insecta, Diptera, Culicidae. The transcript is spliced from 11 exons. Gene Ontology annotation, molecular function: acyltransferase activity, transferring groups other than amino-acyl groups.